This is a messenger RNA of Aureobasidium musti, 2382 nucleotides long. The record is from the annotation of a GenBank genome assembly. Lineage: Eukaryota; Fungi; Ascomycota; Dothideomycetes; Dothideales; Saccotheciaceae.
AUGAGAAUUCGGCUGCAGGUGCUCAGGCAUCAACUGCCGCCGACCAAGGUGCUGUGGAAGGUCGACGCUGCUAGUACCACGGCCGAACUACUCACUCAGAUCAGCGACUUCUUUCCUCUUGAAGCUGAAGGUUGGGGACUGGAGGAUUACGCUGUCCACCUUGGUGGUUAUGAGCUGUUACAUUUCCAGCAGUUGGGCGACAUCUUGAAGGAUGAUGAUGAGGUUGUGAACCUCUCAGGCAGACACCAAAUCUCGAGAGACGGCAGACAUCUCGUCGACGGCAUCGCUUUCGGACGUCCCCUACUACGCGCCCCAGUCCACGCUCCCAUCCACAUCCCUCCUCGCAAACGCGCCAGGCUCGACCCAUCCCUACAAGACUCCGACCUAGACACCGAAGAAGAUUCAAACGAGGCUCUGCAACUCGCCGACUUUGGUCCACCUCUUCAAAACACAGAACCACGCCCCCGCAGCAAGGCUCACAAGCAUGUCACCUUCAGCCCAGAAUUCCUACAAGCCGACUACGACGAUAAUGGCGACAGAAUCUUUGACGAUUGCGAUAUGGAAGACGACGAUGAGGAUGAUGACUUUGAGCCUCCUUCUGAUGACGACCUUGACAUUGGACAAGACAGAAAUAUGAAGUUGCUCGAAGACGUUGAUCAAGCCUCAGCAUCUACCUCAGAAGGGUCGUCGAGCGAUAGCGACAGUGAUGACGACAGUUCUGACUCUGACGGUGAUUCGAGUGGCAGCGAUAGUGACGCUCCGUCAGAAGAGCCUAUCAACAAGGGCAGCAGCUCCAUCGAAGCACUUCUCAAGUUCAAGAAUACUGCAGCCCCGCCUCCUAAACAGGCUCCUCCCACCAAACAAGCUGCCCCUAGUGAUGGUAAGCAGCGAACUCGUGCUAGGAACCGACGCCGCCGUGAUGCAAAGAAACUCGCAUGGUUGAAGUCAAAGGGCCAUCUGCCUGCGAAUGCCGCUCGUCAGGAUCUGAAGAAAUGGAGAGAGGAGAACGAAGAGCGUCGUGUCUCUGCUUCGCCAUCUGAUCCAGACGACGAAUCUUCCAGUUCAGAAUCGAGCUCGUCAAGCUCCGACUCGGACUCCGAAUCUGAAUCUGAAUCCGAACAAACAGAAACGGCUGCUCCACCUGCAGUCAAGAAGCCAGUACCCAUGAUACCCAGACAACUAAAGGUCAAACCUAAGGCGAAGAAGCCUCUCACAGAGCCCACAUCCGAAGAGUUCAACCAGAAGAGAGAGGCACUCCUGGCUGCUUUGCAAUCUGGUGGUAUCGAUGUCAACAAUGAUUUGUCGACACCUUCAGAAGACGCUGUCAUGAGCGAUGCCGGUCCCAGCACAAUGUCCGCGAACGAGAACAACACCACUCCGCAGCCCGAAGUCCGUAGAGCAAGGCUCGACCUGGCAAGCUCCAACCGUCUUCUGUUCAACUCUCUGGGUGUUCGCGCACCUAAGAACGACGCCGACAGACAACGCCUACAAGCUAAACUCGCUGCCCAAAAUACACGCAAGCCAAUCACAAAGCCUACGGCUGCUGCUGCUCCUGAUGAGCAGCCUACACCCGUAGAAGAGGAAGAAGGUCCUACCGACAUGGAUGCCUGGAAGUCCAAGAUUUCUCUUUCCGCUGUCGAAUGUGCACCAGGAUCAGAAGAGUAUUACUAUUCUACUCCGCCCUUCCCGUUCUACCAGCGCUGGGAUCCUAGUCAGCGUACCAAGAAGCGCAAACGCGGCUCUCAAGCUUUCGAUUCUUCCAAGCUGCAACGCACCGAAGAAGAGCUUGAGAACAGCUACAGUGAAUACUACAAUGACGGUGCUGAUGGAGAUGCCCUCAACUAUGGUGACGAUGAAGAUGAUACUGUUGGUGCAGCNUCAAGAAGCCGAUCAGGAAGCCGCUACUGCACAACUCCUGGCGGAAUCAUCAGAUGCCGCCGACUUACCACCUUGCCAUCUGAUCUUUCCACUCUGCCUCCAAUGACAGAAGAAACCAUACUGCCUGGUGCUAUCAUCGCUUUCACGCAGUUCGAAGUCUCGGCUGCUACAAACUGGGCACCCGCCAUGUCUCCUGUGCGCACUGCUUCCAUCCAACACGUUUCCGACAACAAGAGUUUGGGACUGCAAUUGGCUAAGCGUGACAUUCCUGGUCGAAAGUAUGACAAUCAGGGCCGUAGACUCUUUGACAAGUUCGAGAUGAUCACUGGCGACGAAGAGGAUGAUGAUACUGAAGAUGGCUUCCUGGAGGUCGAGCUAUCUGAAUUGAUAGAACCCAGGCUGCUCCAAGCUGCUGGCGCUGGUGAGAAGAGUGUCGACGAGAAGGAGAAACAGCCGGUACCAAAUGGGGAGCAGAGCAGCGAGAUGAUUGGUGUUGCUUUGUAA